UCUUUGGUGGUCAAGUUAUAGGCCAAGCUCUUAAUGCUGCUACAGCGACAGUACCGAAACAAUAUUUCGUUCAUUCACUACACUCGUAUUUCAUUCUCCCGGGCGAUAAUUCUCUCCCAAUAUUGUACGAGGUACAACGUGUGAGGAAUGGCAAGUCUUAUUGCACACGAACGGUAAUGGCUAAACAAAAGGGUCGAUGCAUCCUUUCUCUUAAUUGUAGUUUCGCUCUUCUUGAAAGUGGUCAACCAUUAAGACAUCAAUGUCCUAUGCCCAAAUGCCCUGAUCCGGAAACAUUGCCAAC
Paraglomus brasilianum is the source of this 301-nucleotide messenger RNA. NCBI's taxonomy places the organism in Eukaryota, Fungi, Glomeromycota, Glomeromycetes, Paraglomerales, Paraglomeraceae. The record is from the annotation of a GenBank genome assembly.